Benincasa hispida (wax gourd) is the source of this 303-nucleotide messenger RNA. Its product is annotated as F-box protein SKIP27-like. The record is from RefSeq and is a predicted model, not a curated record. NCBI's taxonomy places the organism in Eukaryota, Viridiplantae, Streptophyta, Magnoliopsida, Cucurbitales, Cucurbitaceae.
AUGGGGUUGGGAAGGAGGAGCAGAUCAGUUUUGAAGUAUAAUCGUUCUCCUAAACGUGUCAUGUUUUCUUCCGAUGAUGAAAAAUCAACAAUUUCUUCCGGCGAUACGUCUUUGCUCGAGUUUUCUUUCGAUGAUGAAAAAUCGACUAUUUCUUCCGGCGAUACGUCUCUGCUCGAGGAUCUGCCUCAAGAUCUUCUUAUUAGGGUUUUCUGCGGGGUGGAACAUGGUGAUUUGAAAAACCUACUCCGCAUUUCAAAAACAAUCAGUGAAGCGGCCUUGAGUGCAAAAAAAAUGGCAUUUUGA